AUCCCUCCUAAACAAAACAAGAACGAGGAGACGAACGGACCCGAACCCUUCCCUGCAAACAUAAAAAAAAUUCCCCAAUCCCUCCUAAAUAAAACAAGAAUGAGGAGACGAACGAACCCGAAAUUGAUUCUUCCACCAGUCCGUCGGGCGCUGAUUUUUUUUCAACCUUUUGAUUAAGAAAAUAUUUACAAAUUUGCUAAGUCAUCAUUUAGAUUGCUUCAGUUGGGUGAUACAUUACGUCCUAACCUUUCUUUUCGGUCUAUUAAAGAAGAAAAUAUUUACAAACUUGCUCAAGACUUUAGUCUUGAGACUUUGAAGGCUAUGAGAUGCAUACUUUGGAGAAUGAGUUACGAUAUUAUGCUACUUGUGUGAGGAAGACGAAGGUUCUUCCCUUGGAAAAUCACUAGAGAUGAUGGCGGUAACAGGGACACCCAAUACAAAUUGAUUUGUCGAUUAAUUCGUCUAGUGUCAACCUUCCCCAUUUCAACGGCUACCACGAAGAACAUUUUUCAGCAGAACAUGUAAAACUUAUCGACGCAACAAAAUGAGCAAUGAAUUUCUCGCUGAUUGGUUAAUCAUUUCCUUUCGGAGAGAGUAUUUUCUUUCGGAGUUAAACAUGGGCCUCAUAGACGCGAGCUCGAAGAUUUGAGGUUCUUCCCUAAUUAGCCAAAUUAUUCAAGUUAAACCGAGUUACUGUAACCUAUCCACGUUACAUAUCAAUUUAGUUGCUUGGUUAGACCGCGAUGUUUGAACAACUUCAGCAUUUGCCUGUCGUCCUUUCCCCUUCAAUGGAAAAUUCCUCGGCGCGUCUCCACCUUUUCAUCCAAAAGUUUGCACCAACUUCUUCAUUUUUGGCGUUUUCCAUAGACGUCCUCACUACACUUUCUUUAAUCUGACCCGGUCUCGGUCGUCAUGACAGACAGUUACGUUCCCCAUAUAUUGUAAGUAGCAGUUGUUACACAUUGGCCUCUACCGCGCUAAUCCAGUUGCGUACACCAACUUAUCACCCCCACGAAUUUGUCAUUCUCCUCCCUUUCCCUUCUAUUUAUACUCAACCUUGCUUUACAAGCUCAACAACACGAAAACAGAAGAAGAAAGAAGAAAAAAAGAUGAAGCUGGCAGGAAAGGUGGCGAUCAUCACCGGCGGAGCGAGCGGGAUCGGCGAGGAAACCGCCCGCCGCUUCGCCGAACAGGGCGCCCGUGCGGUCGUAAUCGCCGACGUCCAAGAUGAACUCGGCCGCGAAGUUGCCUCAUCAAUCUGCCGCCCCAUCACCAAAUCCGUGUACGUCCACUGCGACGUCACCAGAGAGGACCAGGUCAAAUCCCUCGUUGACUCCACCGUGGCAGCCUUCGGCCAGCUGGACAUCAUGUUCAGCAACGCGGGCAUCGCCACGUCAUCCUCCUCCUCUUCCCCGCUCCCCUCCCUUUCCUCCUCGGGCCCGGCCCAGACCGUGCUGGGCCUGGACCUGGAGGCCAUGGACCAGGUCUUUGCAGUCAACGUGAGGGGGACCGCGGCGUGUGUGAAGCACGCGGCGCGGGCGAUGGUUGACGGGCGCGUGAGGGGUGGAAGCAUCGUGUGUACAGCAAGCGUGGCCGGGUCCACCGGCGGGAGAGGGAUGGUGGAUUAUUACUUGUCGAAGCACGCGGUGGUCGGGCUGGUGAGGUCGGCGAGCGUGCAGCUUGGGGAGCACGGGAUCAGGGUGAAUUGUGUGUCGCCGUACGUGGUGGCGACGCCGAUGGCGUUGCGAGGGUUUGGAGGGGAGAAGGAUGCGGAGUGGGUGGAGAGUACGGUCGGGGUGAAUAUGAGCUUGAAAGGUGUGGCGCUGAGGGCGGGACACGUGGCGGAUGCGGUGGUUUUCUUGGCUUCGGCGGAGUCGGAGCUUGUUACGGGGCUUGAUCUUGUGGUUGACGGUGGGUACAGAGGUCACCGCCGGUGAGGUUGUUGGUCGUCGGAAUAAAAGAAAAGUUUUGUGUAACGAGUUAUGAAUCAUGGAAUACAAAAAAGGUAUUGUAUUAUCUUUAAUUUCAAAUAAUUUCAACUUGGUGUGAAAAAGUUUGUUGUCUUAUGGUUUGGGCUUUGGGGGGAAAAAGAAGUUAUUUGCUUGUAGUGUACUGCAAGCUACCAAGUACCAAGGACGACAAAUGACAAAUAAGCGAUGUGACUUGGGAAUAAUUUUAUGUUCAAAUUGGCUCUUUACACUCGUGAUCAUUUUAUUCAAAUUUUUAAUGAUUAUUUUAUUUAAAUCUAGUUCAACUAAUUUUCCAUACUUCAUUCGAGAUUCAACUCAAAACUAAUAAAUAAAUGAAACGAGUUCGAACCACAUAAAAACUCCAUGCAACAAAUGAUUAUUUCAUUUAAACCAGAGUUCAAUCUUUCAACUAACUUUCAUAACUCACUUGAGUUUAAAGUUUAAACUCAAAGUUAAUUACCACAUGUAAAAUAUUAUUUAUUCCUUUGCCGUACUGGAUUUGAUGAACAAUGGAUUUCAUUUGAACCUAGUUCAACCUUUCAACUAAUAUUCCUUUAACUCACUUGAGCUUAAACUCAAAAUUGAUUACUACAUGUAAAAGAUUAUUUAUUCCUUCACCUUUUUGGAUUUGAUGAAUAAGGUAGUUAAUGGAUCUGGGUCUUGAGAGAAAGAAUAGCAGAUGAAAUUUGGGCUCAGUGGUAAGAAAGUCCAAUGAUGCAAAGGCCAAGCCCAGCCCAGCCGUAGAAUUAGACUAGGAAGACAAGUAAAAAAUUAUACGCCGUUGCCGGGGAUCGAACCCGGGUCACCCGCGUGACAGGCGGGAAUACCUACCACUAUACUACAACGACUCGUUGAUGUUUAAUCUCUAUUAAAGUAUAAAAUAACUAUAAAUUUAGGGAAAGUACCUAGGGUUUAGUUGAAUAUUUAGAUACUGUUUUAACUAAAUUUAUUUGUUUGUGUGUAAGAGGUACAUAGUGAAGGUGAAGCUAUGAUAGGAACCGGCUAGCAAGACAUCAAAUUAGUAAAACUAGCUAAAUAUUGACAUAGCCCGAUGGUGUGUGAUUCACUUUGAGCCAAGUGGGCGGUGUGUUAAUCUAAUUAAGGGAUAUUAUUGUAAAUAUGUAUGUAGAGCAACUCGUGGGACUAAAUUGAUUUGAGUUGUCAAAUAGUGAGAGAAUAGGUUAUUUAUAAGAGUUAAUAGCAUUUUAUACUCUUUUACUAUCACAAAUUAACAAAUGUAACUUUUCAUUAUUAUUUUGCACAAAUACAAUCCUCUAUUAAUGCAACCUAACAAAUAUAGACUUCCAUUUAUAUUUCCGUCACUUGACCGUUCAUUGGCUUCUGAAAUGACAACAUUACCCCUUUAUAUUCAAUUAUUGUAUAACUAAUUGCCAUUAGAACAAAAUAAAUCAAUUAAAUAAAUAUUUUUAUAAUUUUCCGUCAUUAUCUUCUCUUCCCGGUCGGAAAUAUCCCCAACCUUCGCACUAAAAAAAAUCCCCAACCCCACCCAAUUUUAUCUUCGCCGAAAAAUCAGUUAAUUUGUUAAUUAUUAUUUUCACGAUGCAACGAAACCUUUCCUUUCUGAUGCUCGGAUGUUGUUGCUCCUCCGGCGACCGUAGCAAGCGUUCGCUGGUUAUCGAUGGCGAGCCGGGUUAGAUCAGGUCUUUAAGGCUCAUUCUUUAAGGAAAAUCUUAAACCCAUUCCAGCCAAUAGGAAGAGGAGGGAGAAAAACAUUACUAAUAAUUUACUAACUACCUAGAAGGGCAAGAAAGGAAUAUAAUAAAUAUUAAUAAGAUUAUUAAUGAAAAUAAAAAAUGGUAAUUAAACUCACGAUUAAUUAACAGAAUGCCUAACCAUUUUCGAAAAGACGGUUGUCCUCUAUAACCCUAAAUCUUCUCGCCGUCGGCAUCCAUUCCGCGCGAAGCCUGAUUCGAAUAUCAGUCGGCGACUUCGCAACACCCCGUCACCCAGUUCCCCGAUCACCGAAGCUUUGCCGUAGCUCUGCAACACCCGUCCAGUUCUCCGUUGAGCAAAGCUGAGCCCCGACUCCGCAACAACCUUCCCACUUUCCUCUGUAGCCUCCGCACGCGCGACGGCGAUUCUCCGAAUGCUACCGACUUAGUGUGGUUGAGCGGCCGCCGAUGACAUGGAACGUGUUGCGACUUUAGAGUUUGGUAUGGAAUUUCGAAUGGUUUUUUGGGUAGUAUAUAUCGUUGCCAGAUCUUAUUGUGUUGGAUUUGUUUUUCGUGGAAAGGUUUUAUGGAUAGAGUAUCAUUUGUUUUGUUAAUGAUAUUGAUGUCUUAAUGUUAAAAUGUUGAUAAUGGAUGAAAAAAAGUUGAUAAUGGUUAAGAUUUUUUUUUUUUACAUUUUUGUAUGCUUCGUAGGAGUGGUUGAGAAGAUUUUAAUAACAAUAUUUAUUCGAACAAGUUAAAAUGUUAACGAGGUUAAUAGUAUUGUUUGUGUAAAAAAUGUUGAUAAUAUUGGGAAAAAGUUAAUAAUGCGCUGACAAUGUAUUGAACUUUUUAGUAUAGUGAUAUUAAUUUGGUUGAUCAUGAUUUUAAUAAGGCAUGUUUACAAAUUGAUCUUUUUGAUAACAUUGAUUGUAUUAUUAAAAACGUUGAUGAUAUUAUUAACAGCGUAAUAUAAGAUUGUUGAUAGGUAUUCAUUGGCUGAAGUUGUCGGAGAGGAAUCAUCUUCUGUUAGGCGGCUCCGACAAGGAAGGAUGAGAGAUCCGCCAUUUGCACAAUAUAUUUUUAUUAUUAGCGUCAUUUUCCAUUGUUAACAUUUUAUAUGUAACCUAUCAACGAUUGACAACCAUUAUUAAUAAUUUAUCUGCUUGUAAUUUUUAAUUUCACCUUAUUAAUGUUUUUGUAAGUAUUAUUAACUUUUUUGCUCAAUGAUUCGCAUAACUAAUGUUUUUGUUACCAAUGUCCAAUCAGUUACGUUUUACUAUAGGUUAUUAGUUUUUUUUCAUAAGUUAUUAACCUUUUACUAUAAACGUUGUCACUGUCAACACCAAUUAUAACAAUUAGUUAUUAACAUUUAUGUCAUCAAUUAGUAAUCUCUAGUUUUCAGUUUUUAAUUUUUUUUUAAUUUUUUUAUAACCAUUAUUAAAGCCAAAUAGAUAUAGGAAAAUGAAAAACAGAACGAACACAAGUGCUACUAGAGUAACACGUUAAAUAACUAAGCAUCAUCAUCCACAUUGAUUAUGGAAGCAGAAAUAAAUGAUAAUUUCCCUUCAAGUUAACAAUGUCAACCAAAAUAGUGUCACCGACUGUGUUUAGUUAAACUUUAAAAAAUAAAUUACAAAGCACAAAAUAGUGUCAUUGACGUCUAUUUGAAUUAAGAAUAGACGUCAAUUCUUAAUUCAAAGGAAAGGUUCAACUCUAGGUCUUCCACCCAUGUGAACUCCUCAAAAUUAUAGUUACGAUUUACUAAUCCAACCACAAAAAGCAACGAUGUACUUAACCAGUUCCUCUUUAUACUCUUUGUACGUUGUUCCAUCCCACGUUUGAGACAAGCUAUUCAUGAAUUGGAAUUGCUUAUUCUUGAGAUCAACACAGUAGGCAACAAAGUGGUCUUGAGAGGAAAAACCCACUGCAAUGAAAUGAUUGAGCAAAACGUUAAUAAUAGUUAUUAAAAACAUUGAUAAGACAACAAAUGAAAGUUACGAUUGAUGACAACAAAUGAAAGUUACGAGUUUAUAUUAAUGGUGUUGAUUGUGAAAAUAUUAUACUAAAAGGUUAAUAACUAAUUACAAAAAAUAACCUAUAAUAAAAUAUUAAUGAUUGAACAUUGAUAACAAAAAAUAUUGAUAAUGUUUGACAAUGGCAUUUGGUAUGUAACUAAUGAUUAAAUUAAAAUUAAAUACUGUUCAGUUAAUAAUUAAAAAAUAUAACAAACGAAAACGUAAAAAGUAUACAACGAAAAAUUGAUAAUCACAUUUGACAAAGUUACAAAUGUUUGCAAAAAAAAUUACAAAUAACUUUACACAAGUAAAAUCUAAUAAUACAAUAAACAAAUUGAUAAUGACAUAAUAAAUUUUGAUAAUGGCA
Linum trigynum is the source of this 6025-nucleotide messenger RNA. NCBI's taxonomy places the organism in Eukaryota, Viridiplantae, Streptophyta, Magnoliopsida, Malpighiales, Linaceae. The record is from the annotation of a GenBank genome assembly.